UGGUCAAUAUCUUCAUAACUUUAAUAUUGGUUUACAGACGUAAUAAUCUUUGCUAUUUGGUAAUCUUUAGGGAAUUUUUACUACAGUUCUGUGGACGCAUAAAAAAGAUAUAAUAGGGAGACUUUAACGAGUGUACAUGUAUAGUUUACGAAAUGAGAUAUUUCAAAUUUGCAUCGUGCAUUUUGAGCGCUACACUAUUUUCGCAAAUUUCAACAAGACAUCUUUCAAAAGAUGGCAAAUUAUUCUACGUUAGUGAACCAGCCAAGAAAUUAGAUCACGUGACUUCGAAAGAAGAGUGUAUCUCACAUUCCGGAAGUCUCCUUCACGCAGACGCAUUGACAACCGGAACUAAAUUUCAAGACAUUGAAAACUUUAAUCUUUCAGCAAACACUUCUUAUUGGUUAGAAGGAUCGGCUCCUUACCUAACAAACUCGUGCCUAUUGCUGUCCAACACGAGCACAGUGAUGGCAGCUGGAUGUGCUCAACUCCAUGGUUACAUCUGCGAACUAAGUCUCGGGUUUACACCCACCAUGUCAGCCACGAAGUUAUCUCACAUCCCGUUAUCUAGUAUAUUCGAGACAACCUCAGCUCCAGUAAUAUCCAAAGGAAAUCUACCGGCCUUUACGAUUCAGCCCUCAUUCUUCUCCUCCGUCCAACAUCCACAUUUACUUACAUCGCUAAAUUUUGUAUCUGGUGCUGAAUCGAUUUCUUUAACACUACAAAAGUCGUUUACAUCAAUAACUUACAGUAAUAUUUCACCAACGAAAGUCCAAACAAUUUUUGAACAUAGUUUACACGACAACACGUCAACAGUAAGCCAACACGGACCAUAUCCGGACACGACAGCUUCAACUUCCGGUGACAAAUCGACUAUACAACACCACAAUUGUAGCGUUUACUGUUUGAAACUUUUUUCAUCACUGACCGUUGCGGAGUUGAUCAGAAUUAUGAGGAACGUGUCUAUCUCGGAUACUAUUGUAAACAGUGGUCAGCUAAAUGAAUCACUCGUGGUGAACGCUAAAGAGACUGGUCGAGCAAAGAGGAAGCUUACAAGUGCGGCGGAUUCGCGUUAUUCGUCCAAGGCAAUCGGAGGUCUAGCCGUGGUUAUAAUAACACUUGUUCCUGUUUGUUUCAUUUUGAUUGAUCUCCCGAAUCUUCUGAGACAUUUGAAAUACUUCAAGUCAAAACAAAAAAGAUAGAUUACAAAAAGGCUUUGAAAGCUUAAAUAAAGUAUUAAAGAAAAGAAAGAAUGGUAAUUUUGUGUAAGAACGCUAGUUAAUAAGGACAACAGUGGGCCAUGGAAAUUAAGUUAAACUAGGUUUAUUUUGAAUUACAUGUUAUAAAUGGAUUUUGCUGUUUCCAAACUGAUUGUUAAGAAAAUUUUCCAUCCGCUAAAUCAGUCG
This is a messenger RNA of Ruditapes philippinarum (Manila clam), 1403 nucleotides long. RefSeq lists its product as uncharacterized. The transcript is spliced from 3 exons. Bases 153 to 1199 code for a protein of 348 amino acids. NCBI's taxonomy places the organism in Eukaryota, Metazoa, Mollusca, Bivalvia, Venerida, Veneridae. The record is from RefSeq and is a predicted model, not a curated record.